Messenger RNA from Coccomyxa subellipsoidea C-169, 1113 nucleotides. RefSeq lists its product as hypothetical. The coding region runs from base 1 to 1113 and encodes 370 amino acids. The transcript is spliced from 6 exons. Lineage: Eukaryota; Viridiplantae; Chlorophyta; Trebouxiophyceae; Coccomyxaceae. Gene Ontology annotation, biological process: lipid metabolic process. The record is from RefSeq and is a predicted model, not a curated record.
AUGUGCCGAACUGGCACCAGAGGAGGAGGCAGCGGUGGGCACUGUGCAGCACAAUUUGAUCUUGAAGCAAAGCGCAGGGAAUACAUCCUGCCAGCACCAGCCUGGGCACAAAGCAUCAUACGAAGCUUGCUCAAUGACCCCCGAGAUGAGCCUGUCGCCUUUUUGUUCCUCAACGUACUGACACUGGCUGUUCCAGCUGCUGCUGCGCUGUUUUUCCUGCCCCCAUCCCACAGCCUGGGAGCCGCGUACCUCGCAAUCAAUUACGGUGUAUUUAUCACCAGAUUUCUGGUGGCCCUUCUCCAUGUCACAGAUCAUCGGCGCCUAUUCAAAGCAGAAUACAACUACUUGAAUAAAAUUGCGGUGCAUUUCUUGGCUCCAUUCUAUGGUGUGCCGAGUGGACUGUACAGUCUCCACCAUACGAAAAUGCAUCAUUCGGAGAGCAACGGUGCGCAUUCUGAUUUGUCAUCCACUGAGCCGUACCAGAGAGACAAUGUGCUCCAUUUUUUAGUGUACUGGAUCAGGCAUACUGUUGGAGCCUGGGUGGAACUCCUGGUGUACGCGCUGUACCGGCGACGCUUCCGGCUGUUUGGGAUGUGCUUUCUGACGGAGACGGCCUACUUUGCGGGUGUCUACCUGCUGUGGCAAUGGAGGCCUGUGGCCACCCUGUGGACACUGGUCAUCCCAUACUUGCUGAGCUCCCUGGCGCUGAUGUUUGGAAACUGGAGCCAACACAUCUUCAUAAACCCAGAGCAUCCCAGCAGCGCCUAUGGCAUGGCCUACAACUGCGUGGCCUGUCCUGACAAUGCCAUCACCUUCAAUGAUGGCUACCACAUCCAGCACCACCUGAACUCAAAAACCCAUUGGUCUGAGCUUCCGAAGCGCUUUCAGGAGACAAUCCAUGAGCAUGCUCAGCAGCAAGCGCUGGUCUUUGAGGGCAUUGGAGUGUUCGAGGUGGGUCUGGGAGUGUUCCUGGGCCGAUUAGACUCCCUUGUGAAGCACAUUGUGAUCUGUGGGCAGCCCUUUGCCUCAAUGGAUAGUGGAGCGCUGGUGGAGCUUUUGAGGAGCAGGCUCAAACCUGUCAGAAAGGGACAUGAUAGAAAUAAGAUGUCCUAA